Molecule: messenger RNA, 1650 nt
Organism: Lathyrus sativus (Indian pea)
Lineage: Eukaryota; Viridiplantae; Streptophyta; Magnoliopsida; Fabales; Fabaceae
Source: the annotation of a GenBank genome assembly
AUGGGUCGCAGCGCAGUGGUGGCUUUGAUGCUAUGUCUCUUGGGCGUCACCGUCUAUGGUGAAGAUCCUUACCUUUUUUUCACAUGGAAUGUUACCUAUGGUACCAUUGCACCUCUCGGGGUACCCCAACAGGGUAUCCUUAUCAAUGGUCAAUUUCCCGGACCUGAAAUCAACAGUACAAGCAACAAUAACGUUGUCGUUAAUGUCUUCAACAACCUUGAUGAGCCACUGCUUUUCACAUGGCACGGUAUUCAACAAAGGAAGAAUUCAUGGCAAGACGGUACCCCUGGUGCUUCUUGCCCUAUCCUUCCCGGAACUAACUACACGUAUAAGUUUCAAGUGAAGGAUCAAAUCGGAAGUUACUUUUAUUACCCUUCCACCGGUCUUCAAAGAGCCAUCGGUGGUUUCGGUGGUCUGAGAAUCUUCAGUCGUUUGUUGAUCCCUGUUCCUUAUGCUGACCCUGAAGAUGAAUACUGGGUUCUCAUUGGUGAUUGGUUCGGAAAGUCUCAUAAAUCUUUGAAGAUGAUGUUGGACAGUGGUCGUUCUAUUGGAAAACCCACCGGAGUUAUCAUGAACGGUAAAAAUGCUAAGGGGGAUGGAAGCGAUGAACCACUCUUCACAAUGAAGCCCGGAAAAACAUACAAAUACAGAAUCUGCAACACUGGUCUUAAGGACGCUCUUAACUUCAGAUUCCAAGGACAUUCAAUGAAGCUGGUUGAAACUGAAGGCUCUCAUAUCGUUCAAAACAACUAUGACUCUCUCGACGUUCACGUUGGACAGUGUUACACCGUCCUCGUGACCGCCGAUAAAGAGCCAAAGGACUAUUACAUGGUUGCCUCCACUCGUUUCACCAAGUAUUCUUUAGCCGCUAAGGGUAUUGUUCGUUACACCAAUGGUGUUGGUCCUGCUUCACCUGUUCUUCCACCUGCACCUGUUGGUUGGGCUUGGUCUCUUAACCAGUUCCGAUCUUUCCGAUGGAACUUAACCGCUUCUGCUGCUAGACCUAACCCACAGGGUUCUUACCAUUACGGUCAGAUCAACAUCACCCGCACUAUUAAGCUCGUUAACUCCGUUGGCCACGUCGAUGGCAAGCUCCGUUACGCUAUCAACGGUGUUUCCCAUGUUGAUACCGAAACUCCUUUGAAGCUCGCUGAAUACUACGGUGUUGCUGAUAAGGUGUUCAAGUACAACACUAUCUCUGACGCACCACCUGCCAAUCUCAACACCAUAACUAUUGCACCCAAUGUAAUUAACGCCACUUACCGUACCUUCAUCGAAGUCAUCUUCGAGAACCACGGAAAGACCAUCCAGUCUUACAACUUAGGCGGUUACUCUUUCUUCGCCGUCGCUAUUGAGCCAGGAACGUGGACACCAGAGAAGAGAAAGAACUACAACCUUCUUGAUGCUAUCAGCAGACACACAAUUCAGGUGUUCCCUAAGUCAUGGGCUGCAAUCAUGUUGACAUUCGACAAUGCCGGUAUGUGGAAUUUGAGGUCAGAGCAGGCUGAGAACCGCUACCUGGGACAACAACUCUACAUUAGUGUUCUAUCGCCAGAAUUUUCUAACAGGGAUGAGUAUAAUCUUCCUGAAACCCAAUUAGUUUGCGGUAUCGUCAAGGAUAUGCCCAGGCCUGCACCAAAGUACAACUAG